ACAAAUUGUAAAAAUUAUUAUAAUCAAACAAAAACUAUAGCAAGUAACUAAUUCAUUUUUUUAAUUCGUUUAUUUUAUAACAAUUAUUAUGGUUAAGAUUCAGUUUUCAGUUAAAAAUGCUUUUAUUCAAAAAUACACUCUCUUUUUAACAGCGGUUUGUCUGGUUAUGACGUUUAUGAACAUGAUGAAUCGAAUUCACUACAUUGGAGCCAGCUAUGCUAUUGGUGCAAUAUUAAUGGGAAUAACCAAUCACAUCCAUAACUCAUUAAGUAUAACGGGAAUAGGAUGUAUUUUGGACAUGAUUUAUCUUAUUUCCCGCAGAUAUAAUUCAAGUUGGGCUUCAGUCAGAUAUUUCCAAUGUAUAAUAUAUAUUCUUGCUAUCGUGUAUGAAUUAAUGUACAUGACAAUGUUACAUUGCUAUUGGCAAUAUACUGAAGCAACUAAAACUCAACCACAAACAUCAUGGUUAAAAAAACAAAUGAUAUUACCCGUCAAAUUAGGACAAUCCAGUGCAGGAGCACUUAAUCCUAGUGUUUCGAUGCCGCAAUCUAUUCAAACAACGGAACCAGAUGCAGCUAUAAACUCUACUGCACUAAUACAAGAAUCAAAUACAGAAUCUCAAAACUCUAAUGCAGAAACACCAGAACCUAAUGAAGUGACAGAAACUAGCCAAGCAUUAACGGAGCCUAAUGUAACAACUCCGGAACCAAAUGUAGUGUCAGAACAUGGCGCAGAUAUUAAACCUAGUGUAGAUAUAGAACCUAGUACAGCGGCAGAUCCAAGUGUAGAAGUAUUAAAACACACGGUAUCAUCAACAGAGCCUAAUGAAGAAGAGCUUAACUCUAUUGUAGCAACACCGGGACCUAUUGAAAUAACGGAACCUGUUGAAAAUUCAACAGAUCUUAGUAAUACACUGGCGAACCUCAAUACACCUAUGCAGGGAUCAAAUUCAGCAGAGUUAAACUCUGUUUCAGAUACACAGAACUCUAUUGGGAAGAUGGAAUCUAAACCAAUAUCAGAAUCUGAUAAAAAAGAUACAGAAGAAAAUGUAUUAUCGAUGGAACCCGAUAUAAACGCUUCUGAACACAAUGUAACAUUGACGAACACGAGUGCAACAGCACAAGAAAAUAGUGUAUCAAUUCCAGAAACAAAUGAAGAAAAACAAUAGCUAAUUACAAGUAGAAUUGAUGAAUAAAUCUUGUAAAAUUA
Messenger RNA from Aphis gossypii (cotton aphid), 1209 nucleotides. RefSeq lists its product as uncharacterized. NCBI's taxonomy places the organism in Eukaryota, Metazoa, Arthropoda, Insecta, Hemiptera, Aphididae. Bases 89 to 1168 code for a protein of 359 amino acids. The transcript is spliced from 5 exons. The record is from RefSeq and is a predicted model, not a curated record.